UCCGGGCCGGUUCGUCCGGUUCGGUUCGGAUUGGGGACCUCUAAAAACAAUAUUCCAAAGCGUUAUCGCCAUAAAAUACAUAAACCUAUCGUUUCUCCCUCAUCACUCAUCCAUGGCCGACGAAAUCCUCCACGAUUUCUUCCCUAUGCUAAGAGUCUACAAAAAUGGCAGACUCGAGAGGCUUAUGGGCGUAGAUGUCGUCCCUCCAUCUCUAGAUCCAGCCACUGGAGUCCAAUCCAAAGACGUCGAAAUCGCGCCGGAAAUCAACAUCUCCGCCCGGAUUUACCUCCCGCCCAACGCCGACCCCACCAAAAAGCUCCCGCUCCUCGUCUACUACCACGGUGGUGGCUUCGUCAUCGAAUCCGCCUUCUCCGCUCAGUACCACAAGCACCUCAACCACUUAGCCGCGCUAGCAAACGUCGUCGCCGUCUCGGUUAAUUACCGAUUAGCCCCCGAAUUCCCGCUCCCGAUCGCGUUUGAGGAUUCAUGGCGCGCUCUCAAAUGGAGCGCCGAGGGAAAGGACGAGUGGAUCAACGAAUUCGCGGAUCUGAACCGUGUCUAUUUAGGCGGAGACAGCGCGGGGGCCAAUAUCGCCCACAACGUGGCGAUGCGGGUCGGGUCGGAGAAGCCGGACGGGUUCAAUUUGAGAGGGAUUUUCCUCAAUUGCCCCUUCUUCGGGGGCGUGGAUCCGAUUGGGAGCGAAACGACGGAGGUGUUCAAGGCUGGAAAGGAAUUGAGUGAGAAACUGUGGCGAUUUGCUUGCCCAAGCUUUAGGAACAGCGACGCAGGAUGGGUGAAUCCGGGUAAGGAUCCGAAGAUAUCGGGGUUGGGUUGUGGGAAAGUGCUGGUUUACGUUGCGGAGAAAGAUUUUCUUAAGGAUAGAGGGUGGUAUUACAAGGAGGUGGUGAGCAAUUGUGGGUGGAAGGGAGAAAUCGAGUGCGUUGAGGUUGCGGGUGAAGACCAUGUUUUCAGUGUGAUUGUUUCGGAUAAUGAGGCUGGAAUUGAUAUGAUUAAAAAAGUGGCUUCUUUUAUUAAUAACUAAAUGUGAGUAUUAAUGUUUGAACAUUGAAACUGAAAUACAAAUAAGGCUGUUUAUUA
This is a messenger RNA of Salvia splendens (bonfire salvia), 1098 nucleotides long. RefSeq names its product probable carboxylesterase 2. The coding region runs from base 113 to 1042 and encodes 309 amino acids. Gene Ontology annotation, molecular function: hydrolase activity. The transcript has a single exon. The record is from RefSeq and is a predicted model, not a curated record. NCBI's taxonomy places the organism in Eukaryota, Viridiplantae, Streptophyta, Magnoliopsida, Lamiales, Lamiaceae.